AUGGAAGACCUAAACUUCCCCCUCCCCGCAAACAACAACAACAACCUCCUCUCCCCACAACCAAACACAACCCACCAAAAACGCACAACCUACAUAUCCAGCGACCUAACAUCCCGCUACACAACUGUCUCAAUCCCAGCCUCAUACGGCGGCCUAACAACAAGCCCACCACCCGGCACAGUCGCCGGAAUCGUCCUCGGCAGCGUAGGCGGCAUAGUAAUAAUCCUCUACCUAACCUUCCUCGCCCUGAACCCAGGCGGCAUCGCGCGCGGCAGCGGGGGCACAUCAUCCAUCGACGAAGAAGUCGUCGUCCGCAGUCGGCGCGGCGGCUCCCGGCGCAGCGAUGUAAUCGAGGUCGUCGAGGAACGCGGCAGUCGGCCGAGGAGUUAUCGACGACCGCCGUCGCAUGAUCAGGUUAUUGUUGAGGAGGACUCGGUUACGGGGACGACGACGUCUGGUGGGAGGGACGUUAUUGAGGUUAUGGAGGAGGAGUCUUCGGGGAUUUCUUCUAUUCAGCCGUCUAGGAGGGGUGGGCGGGGGUAUCGAUCUGUUGAUCCGCUCGCGUAUGGGGGUGGGAGUUCGCAGGGGAGUCGCUAUCGAUGA
Molecule: messenger RNA, 603 nt
Organism: Penicillium manginii
Lineage: Eukaryota; Fungi; Ascomycota; Eurotiomycetes; Eurotiales; Aspergillaceae
Exons: 1
Coding region: 1-603 (200 amino acids)
Source: RefSeq, a predicted model, not a curated record